GUGAUGUUCAUAUCCAAACUACUACUAUUAUUACUGCCCAUACUACUACUACUACUGCUAGUACUACUACUAUUAUUACUACUACUACUACUACUACUACUACUACUACGCAUACUACUACCGUUAGUAAUAAUAAUAAUAAUAAUAAUAAUAAUGAUAAUAAUAGUCAUAUCAUUAGUGAUAACGAUAAUAAAAAGACCACCUAG
Messenger RNA from Schistosoma turkestanicum, 206 nucleotides. Lineage: Eukaryota; Metazoa; Platyhelminthes; Trematoda; Strigeidida; Schistosomatidae. The record is from the annotation of a GenBank genome assembly.